Molecule: messenger RNA, 2187 nt
Organism: Poecilia reticulata (guppy)
Lineage: Eukaryota; Metazoa; Chordata; Actinopteri; Cyprinodontiformes; Poeciliidae
Product: nuclear factor 7, brain-like
Molecular function (GO): zinc ion binding; protein binding
Source: RefSeq, a predicted model, not a curated record
GUGAAAGUAUUAUUAACAUAGAGGGACUGAGCUGACACGCUAAUACAAGGUCGGAGAUUUGACGGAAACACAAAGAUUUAAUAUUUGACUUGGUGAGUUCUGGGACUGAGAGAUUUCAGUAGAAAAUGGCAGAAAAAACUGCAGUACUUGAAAGUUUGCUGAGCUGCCAUGUUUGUUCAGAGACUUUCAGAGAUCCUGUGUCUCUGAGCUGCAACCACAGCUUCUGUUCAAGCUGCCUGAAGGAAUUCUGGGAACAAACUGGAAACAAGAACUGUCCCAUCUGUAAAAGAAGAUCUUCAAGGGAUGAUCCAUCCAUUGAUUUCUCCUUCAAAGAACUCGCUGAUUCAUUUACUGAGAAGCAGAAUGGAGCUUCAACUGAGAUGGAAAAAGAGAAGAAGAAAGAAAAGGAGGCAGUGUGUGAGAAACACUCUGAGGUUCCUUAUUGGUUCUGUAAAGAUGAGCAGAGAGCUGUGUGUCCUGUCUGUGAGUUUUCUCUCCACCAGAGUCACAAAGUGGUUCCUAUAGAAGAAGCAGUCAGUGAGCUGAAGGAGCAGCUGAAAUCUGACUUAAAGUCUCUGCAGGACAAGAAGGAGAUUUACAAACAAAUGGAGAAAACAUACGAUGAAAUGACCGGACACAUCACAGAUCAGGUGUCGUCUUCAGAGAGACAGAUCAGAGCAGAGUUCAACAAGCUCCACCAGUUCCUGAAAGAGGAAGAGGAGUCCAGACUGGCAGCACUGUGGGAGGAAGAGGAGCAGAAGAAGAAGACGAUAAAAAAGAAAAUAAAGAAGAUUGAGGAGCAGAUCUCCUCUCUGUCAGACAGCAUCUCUGCUGGUAAAGAAGAGCUGCAGAAAGACAACCUGUCAUUCCUGAGGGGUUACGAAGCUGCACUGAGCAGAGCCAGAGGUCAGAGGUCACUGCCAGAUCCACAACUGGUCUCAGGAGCUCUGAUAGAUGUGGCCAAACACCUGGGCAAUCUGUCCUUCAGAGUCUGGGAGAAGAUGAAGGACCAGGUCCACUUCAGUCCCGUCAUUCUGGACCCAAACACGGCCAGCCGAUGGCUGUCGCUGUCUGAUGAUCUGACCAGCGUGAGACGCUGCGAAACAAAGGAGAAACUUCCUGACAACCCAGAGAGAAACAUUAACUAUACCAAUGUUUUUGGUUCUGAGGCCUUCGGCUCAGGGAAACACAGCUGGGAAGUGGAAGUUGGAGAUCAUCCUCGCUGGAACAUCGGUUUGGUCAAAGAGUCUGUGGACAGGAAGGGAGAGACCGACGCUUUGCCCAAAUAUGGAAUCUGGUGUUUAGUCCACAGUGAUGGAAAAUACACAGAUGGCGAAGCCAAUGUCGUCACAAUGAAGCAGAGUCUGAGGAAAAUUAAAGUCCAGCUGAACUAUGACAGAGGGGAAGUGUCCUUCUACGACUCCGAAGACAUGAGUCACAUCCACACCCUCAGAGACUCUUUCACUGAGAAACUCCUGCCUUAUUUCUGUGUUGGAAAAACUGGAGAAGUGGAACCGACAAGUAUCAAAGUCUGUAAAACUGAGAUUAAUUUUUAAGCAUCACAUAAACCGAGCGUAAUGUUUGAAAAUAAAUGUUUUUGUUCUAUUCUGAGAAGAAAACAAGACACUUUGACAUCAGUUAUAAUGUUGAAUAUUAUAGCAGAUUCCUUCAGACUUCUAAAACCAGACAUGGUUUACCCAGAGGAUCCAUUCAUUUAUGUUGAUGUUGUAUGUGAACAUUCCAGUGUGGAGACAGAAACAUUGUUUUAUUUCCUGUUUUUAUUUCUGCUGUACUUAUUAACCCUUGAAUCACAAACUAAUGGAAAUAACUUGGAAUAAUAGACGUUAAUGUGCAUGUGUGUGGUCUUAAAAAUGUUUACUACAUUUAUAAUUUACAGUCAUAAGAUGGCAGCUGGCCUACACAAACACUGUCUUGAAGUUUGUAAAAUAAUCAAUACAGGAUUUAUUUUGUAGCUUUUUAUUUUUCACUAGCUUGAUGCUUAGAGAAUGUUGGACCUUUUUACCCGUGGCUUCAAUAUUACAGAACAAUUUGGCAUUAAAUAUUAGACAUGCUUCUUUUCUUGCUGUUUUUAAGUCUAUUUCUUAAAAACAUUAUUUUCAGUGGCUUUUGGUACAAUAUGAGUUGCUUCUGUUUUUAUUUUAAACAAUUUUUGCUGAAAUUUUAUUA